AAUAACUCUUUUUUUGAAACUCAUGAUUGAUUCAAUAGACUCUAUUAUUAAUUUGGUGAGUUGGUUAUAGUUGUAAUAAUAGGGGAAUGUUGGGGUAGGAAAGGAAAAAGAAAUAAGUGCAUAAUGUUGUGGAGAUAGCCCUUAUAACACACUAGUCACUCCGCUUUUUCUUGUUCAUCUACAAUUAGAACAAAACACACUUGCAGGGUUUCUUUCUAAUUAAGGUUGAGUUUGAGAUUGUUUGUACUGAAACUUGAAAGAUGGGCUACUGGAAAUCGACAGUCGUUCCGAAGUUUAAGAAGAUCUUCGAGAAGAACACCACCAAGAAGACAGCUGCUAUCGAAGCUUGCAAGUCCUUUGAUGAUGCUAAGGAGGAGUACAGCAAAGAGUUUGAAGAGAAGAAAACUGAGCUCCAAACUAAAGUAAUAGAGAUCUAUGAAGCUUCUGCAACUGAAAUCAAGGCUUUGGUGAAGGAACCUAAAGAUGCUUCUCUAAAAAAGAACUCCACCGGGGUUACCAAGUUUCUUGAAGAACUAUCCAAGAUAGAAUUUCCGGGGUCGAAACCAGCUCAUGAAGCGUGUUCCAAGUUCGGACCAACGUUGGUUCAGGGACCUAUUUUCUUUGUAUUCGAGAAGGUGUCGACGUUUAUUGUGGUAGAAGAGAAGGAAACAACGAGCAGUAAAGACAAAGACGUGGCCGUGGAGGAAGAGAAGAAAGAGGAGGUGGCGGUGGAGACUGAGGUAAAGGCGGCGGAAGAGGUGGCAACCCCGGCGGAGCCACCAAAGGAUUGCUGAUCGAGAUGACAUGAUCAAUUUAUACUAUGUGAAGAAGAUGGCAACAAUUUGAUAAACCUGUUAUUGUUUUUGUAUUCGUUUAAUUCUUGAAAAUUACACUUUUGUAGCCGAAGUACUUGUAUUCCUAUGGUAUUUUACAGUUUUUGGUGUAUUUAUAUAUAUUACUUAUUAUUCAUUAUUUUAA
Messenger RNA from Lactuca sativa (garden lettuce), 978 nucleotides. Its product is annotated as plasma membrane-associated cation-binding protein 1. Gene Ontology annotation, cellular component: plasma membrane. The record is from RefSeq and is a predicted model, not a curated record. NCBI's taxonomy places the organism in Eukaryota, Viridiplantae, Streptophyta, Magnoliopsida, Asterales, Asteraceae.